Sinocyclocheilus grahami is the source of this 1413-nucleotide messenger RNA. RefSeq names its product CUGBP Elav-like family member 5. NCBI's taxonomy places the organism in Eukaryota, Metazoa, Chordata, Actinopteri, Cypriniformes, Cyprinidae. Gene Ontology annotation, molecular function: RNA binding. Bases 1 to 1098 code for a protein of 365 amino acids. The record is from RefSeq and is a predicted model, not a curated record. The transcript has 10 exons.
AUGACGUCAGAGGACAGGAAGCUGUUUGUGGGCAUGUUGAAUAAGCAGCAGACAGAAGAGGACGUGUACCGCCUGUUUGAGCCCUACGGAGUGAUUGAAGAGUGCACUGUAUUACGAGGCCCUGAUGGAAACAGUAAAGGUUGCGCCUUUGUCAAGUUUUCAACACACACCGAGGCUCAAUCUGCCAUCAGCGGGCUGCACGGGAGUCAGACCAUGCCUGGAGCUUCGUCGAGUUUGGUGGUAAAGUUCGCUGACACUGAUAAAGAGAGGACCAUACGCCGCAUGCAACAGAUGGUCGGCCAGUUUGGCAUCUUCAACCCCACCGUGGCCCUGCCGUUCAGCACCUACAGCAGCACCUACAGUACUUACACACACGCGCUGAUGCAGCAGCAGGCAGCUAUCAUGGCGGCUUCUCACGGUGGUUAUUUAGCACCCAGUGUGGCGUUUCCAGCGACACAGAUCCACCAGGUGGGGGCGCUCAACAUGAACGGCCUGCCGCCCACCCCGAUGACACCUGUGUCAGGUUUGAGCUCUCCGCCGGCUAAUCUGGCCUCCUCUGCCAUGCCGAGCAUCAUGACUCCCAUUGUUAACGGAUUCAGCGGAAUCCCUCAUCAAGCCAACGGUCAUCAGGUAGAGGCGUUGUACACCAACGGCCUGCAGCCGUACUCCACCCAGAGCCCAACCGCAGCUGACACGCUCCAGCAGGCCUUCACAGGCGUCCAGCAAUACACAGCCAUAUAUCCUGCCACAACACUGACUCCUAUAGGUCAGACACUGCCACAGCCUGCUCAAAUCAUCCAGCAACAGCAGCAGCAGCAGCGGGAAGGUCCCGAGGGCUGCAACUUGUUUAUCUAUCACCUGCCACAGGAGUUUGGUGAUAACGAGCUAAUGCAGAUGUUUCUUCCGUUCGGAUCUGUCAUCUCGUCAAAGGUGUUCAUGGACCGAGCCACCAAUCAGAGCAAAUGUUUCGGCUUUGUGAGCUUCGAUAACCCCACCAGUGCUCAGGCUGCCAUCCAGGCCAUGAACGGCUUCCAGAUCGGCAUGAAACGCUUGAAAGUGCAGCUGAAACGGCCGAAGGAUGCCAGCCGUCCAUACUGACCACAGCCAGGGAUGCAUACGUGCACUCUCAGCCAUUAGGAGAGGUUUUGAACAGUUGUAGUCUUGACGUUUUGACGGAUGGAAACUUUUCUUGAAAAACUAACACACGAAAAAAAAGACUAAACAAAAAAAAACGACACAAAAAACACACGAAGAAGCAAACAAAGCGGCAAAACAAGCGCAUAAGGGAGUUUCGUGAAGCAUAUCGCAUUUAACGAAAGCGUGUGUUUCGCCGGCGAUGAAAGACUGGCGUGACGGGGGACGACAGCGACGGCGGAGACGAGGACGAAAACAAAUAAACUGAAAACUUUUUUC